AUGUCUUCAACGUCGACUUCGGUGCAAGUUGCACUCAGAAUAAAACCGCUUACACAAGAUGAUUUAAUUAAUUUACCAGCAAGAUUUCAACGUCAAGUUAUAUCUGUUUCUCCAUUUAAUCCAAAUCAAGUAGUUGUUGAUACGGAAAAGAGACAAUUAUUUCAAUUUGAUCAUGUUUUUGCUCCUGAAGCUACUCAACAAGAAGUUUAUGAAAGAGCGAUCGGAAAUAUGAUUACAAAAUUUUUGGAGGGUUAUAAUGUGACUAUUUUGGCAUAUGGACAAACAUCUUCGGGAAAGACUCAUACAAUGGGAACUGCCGAUGAUACCACUAUACCUCCAGAAUCAAAAGGAAUAAUUCCACGUACAAUGGCAGCACUUUUUUCUUUGGUUAAUUCUGGUCAAUAUAAAUCUCAUAAAUUCUCAAUAAAAGUUUCAUUUAUUGAGAUUCAUAAUGAAGAUUUAAUUGAUCUUCUUGGUGAGGGUAAUGAAGAAGAAAGACCCCCUGUUACGAUACGAGAAGAUUCAAGAGGAAAUAUAUAUUGGACUGGAUUACAAGAAUUAAAAGUUGCCAAUGUAGAUCAAGUUAUGGAGUGGGUCGGUGUUACUGAUAUGAACUCUAAAUCCUCUCGGUCUCAUGCAAUAUUCUCUGUCACGAUGGUGCAACAAAAAUUCAUUCCUCAUAAUUACAUUCCGGGAGGUCAAUCAGUUACAUCUCCACCUAAUUCAAGACCUGGAACUCCUGCUUCAUCAAGAUUUGGAAGUCAACCAUCUUCAAGAACAAAUUCUAGUUUAGAUAAAUUUGAUGAUGGUGAAUGGGUUACAAUAUCUAGUAAAUUUCAUUUCGUUGAUUUAGCUGGAAGUGAACGUUUAAAACGUACUGCUGCAAGCGGUGAUCGUGCAAGAGAAGGAAUUUCGAUAAACUCUGGUUUACUUGCUUUAGGAAAUGUGAUUUCAGCUCUUGGUGAUCCUAACAAAGCAAGACAUACCACUCAUGUACCAUAUAGAGAUUCUAAACUUACUCGUUUAUUACAAGAUUCUCUUGGUGGAAAUGCACAAACUUUAAUGAUUGCUUGUGUAUCUCCAAUUGAAUAUAAUAUGAAUGAAACUAUUAGCACUCUUAAAUAUGCUAAUCGUGCUAGAAACAUCAAAAAUCUUGCUUCUGUAAAUCAAGAAGAAGCGGGUUGGAAUGAUGUUAAUCAUUUACAAAAUUUAGUUAUGAAACUUAGAGGUGAAAUUUCUGCUUUAAAAGCUGCUGCUGCUCAAAAUGCUCAAAGAUCUCAAGAUGGUGGUUCUGUUAGUCCGGAAAAAGUUUCUCAAUCUCCUUUUAUUAGUGGUAAUAAGAAUUCUUUAAAUGGAUUUUCUGAAAAGAAUAUUCCAUCGGCUAAAAUUCCUGGAAGGAGAAGGAUGACUCCUUCUACCACUUCUGGAAUUCCUGGAAUUCCUGGAAGAAGUACUCCGGUUGGUGGUAGAGAAACUCCUACUAGAAUUCGACCUACAUCACCAUUAAAUACUUUUACACACGGUAAUAUUAAUGCACAUCAACAAAGAGAUAAAGAAAGUUAUGAAGCGUUAGAAGAACAAUUAUUACAAUUGCAACGUUCUUAUGCAGAAUUAUCUCAAAAGUAUGCAAAAACUUCGGCAGAAUUGGCAUUACAUCAAGAUAAUUAUGAUGAGAUAGAAUUAAUAAAAAAUAAUCAUUCCGGAAUAAAAUUAAGAGUGGUUACUGAACAAGAAAUAGAACAGUUUGAAAAGACAAUAUCAUCACUCGAGAGUAAACUUGCAAUUACUAGUGCAGCUUUAAAUCAUUCAGAAUCUAUUUUAAAAGAACAAGAAAAUCGAAUAGAAGGAGCUGAUUCUGCUAAUGAACAAAAUAAAGGUUUAGUAGCCAGUCUCCAAAAAUAUAUUAAAGAACUUGAAUCAAAACUUCAACAACGUGAAAUUGAUGCGCGUAUUGCUGCAUCACGUGAUAACCACUCGGAAAAAUUCGUUAGUGAAACUAUACAACUUUUGGAAUCAAGACUUAGAGAGAAGGAAGAAGCAUACACUGAACUCGAAGAAAAAUUAAAUAAUCUUCAACUUGGUGAUUCUUCUGAAUCAUCUGGUAGUGAUAAAAUUACUAGACUUGAAGCUAAAUUGGAAUUUCUUAACAAUGAAGUCAAUAAACUUAGAAAUCUAGGUAUCAAGUUGGGUACGGACGAUCGUCCGGAAAAUUAA
Messenger RNA from Dentiscutata erythropus, 2214 nucleotides. Lineage: Eukaryota; Fungi; Glomeromycota; Glomeromycetes; Diversisporales; Gigasporaceae. The record is from the annotation of a GenBank genome assembly.